UACUCAUACAAGUCAGUCGAACGGUGAAGGUUUAACUCUACAUUUUGCAAAAAUGAGAACACGCUCCACUUUUAUCGUUUCAAUACUAAUGGAAGUAACUUCGAUUCUAACGCAAUAUCCGACCUGCAGGAAAUUCGACUUUAGCGAUCCUUUAACUUUAAACCAAUUCGGCUCAAUUCCGAGCGAAGGUUGUGGCCCGAAUUUUAGUAGAAUGGCUAGUAGAUCUUACAGUGGCUCAUCGAUAAUUCCAUUGCGCUCAUCGUCUCGAUAUUUUUUGUCAACCGUUGGCCAACCAUUUUGUUUGAAGAGCCUAACGACAACUGAGGCAACUACUACUUCUAUAUUCAAAAUUGCCUACUUUCUCCAAGGAUCAACUGGAUUGGGAAAUUUAUUUUUUAUUGAAGUUCAUGGUGAUAAUGGUGAUUGGCAUUUGGUCGCAACCAUUCCUUUUGUUGCCAACCGAUGGACUGUAUACGAAGGCCAAUUUCUUCAUUCUGGAAGAGUACGUUUACUAGGAGCAACUGAUACAAGAAAUACUUUGGCUAUAGAGUACCUUCACAUUUAUGACCCCCAAGUGACUGACGAGAAUUGUGCGCCGACUGUCACAACUACAACAACAACAACUACAACAACAGCACCUCCAAAACUAUGUAAGUGGGAACCUGGUCAGGAAAUAGCAAUUGGCACUCGCUGUGUUGUGCAGCAUGGUUUCUUUGUAUUUCAAUUGGACGGAAACGCAGUUAUCUACGAUGUAAACAACGUUCCCAUUUGGAACACAAGAACAGCUGGCAUUGGACACACUUUUUUGUUCGAAACUAACGGAAAUUUGGUCAUGUACUCCAGUACUGGAACAGAUGUGUGGAACAGUGCAACCUCGAACAUGAGUGCAAGCUUGCUAGUGUUUCAAGAAGAUCGAAAUUUAGUUAUUUAUAACACAGCCAACACAUCUGCAGUUGCAUUGUGGAAUACUAGAACCUUUGUUCCGGGAUCGAAAUGAAACCAUUUUCAAGGAGGGUCCAUGGAAAUAUUUUAAUGAAAGUAAACUUGUGGAGAGGUUUUUCAAAAAUGUGAAGUUCUAGAG
This is a messenger RNA of Bradysia coprophila, 1081 nucleotides long. RefSeq lists its product as uncharacterized. NCBI's taxonomy places the organism in Eukaryota, Metazoa, Arthropoda, Insecta, Diptera, Sciaridae. The record is from RefSeq and is a predicted model, not a curated record.